Messenger RNA from Ochotona princeps (American pika), 2630 nucleotides. It is a transcript of the gene MUSK, whose product is annotated as muscle associated receptor tyrosine kinase. The record is from RefSeq and is a predicted model, not a curated record. Gene Ontology annotation, cellular component: signaling receptor complex. Lineage: Eukaryota; Metazoa; Chordata; Mammalia; Lagomorpha; Ochotonidae. Gene Ontology annotation, biological process: positive regulation of kinase activity; cell surface receptor protein tyrosine kinase signaling pathway; protein phosphorylation. The transcript is spliced from 15 exons. The coding region runs from base 1 to 2610 and encodes 869 amino acids. Gene Ontology annotation, molecular function: protein binding; transmembrane receptor protein tyrosine kinase activity; ATP binding.
AUGAGAGAGCUCGUCAACAUUCCACUGGUAUAUAUCCUGACUCUGGUUGCCUUCAGUGGGACGGAGAAGCUUCCCAAAGCACCUGUCAUCACCACUCCUCUUGAAACUGUGGAUGCCUUAGUUGAAGAAGUGGCUACUUUCAUGUGUGCAGUGGAAUCCUACCCCCAGCCUGAGAUUUCCUGGACUAGAAAUAAAAUUCUCAUUAAGCUCUUUGACACCCGGUACAGCAUUCGGGAGAAUGGGCAACUCCUCACCAUCCUAAGUGUGGAAGACAGUGAUGACGGCAUUUAUUGCUGCACAGCCAACAAUGGCGUGGGAGGAGCUGCGGAGAGCUGUGGAGCUCUGCAAGUGAAGAUGAAACCUAAAAUAACUCGUCCUCCCAUUAAUGUAAAAAUUAUAGAAGGAUUAAAGGCAGUUCUACCAUGUACCACAAUGGGCAACCCCAAACCCUCGGUGUCUUGGAUCAAAGGGGACAAUGCCCUCAGGGAAAAUUCCCGCAUUGCCGUCCUUGAAUCUGGAAGUUUACGGAUCCAUAAUGUCCAAAAAGAAGAUGCAGGACAGUAUCGAUGUGUGGCCAAAAACAGCCUCGGGACAGCAUAUUCCAAACUGGUGAAGCUGGAAGUGGAGGUUUUUGCCAGAAUCCUGCGGGCUCCUGAAUCUCACAAUGCCACCUUUGGCUCCCUUGUGACCCUGCGCUGUACAGCAACAGGCAUCCCCGUGCCCACCAUCACCUGGAUGGAAAACGGAAAUGCUGUUUCUUCUGGAUCCAUUCAAGAAAGUGUGAAAGAUCGAGUGAUUGACUCCAGACUGCAGCUGUUUAUCACCAAGCCAGGACUGUACACUUGUAUAGCUACCAACAGGCAUGGAGAGAAGCUUAGCACUGCAAAGGCAGCAGCCACCAUCAGUAUAGCAGAAUGGAGUAAACCACAGAAAGAUAACCAAGGCUACUGCGCCCAGUACAGAGGGGAGGUGUGUCAUGCAGUCCUGGCAAAAGAUGCACUUGUUUUUUUCAACACCUCCUACGCAGACCCUGAGGAAGCCCAAGAGCUACUGGUUCACACAGCCUGGAAUGAACUGAAAGCUGUGAGCCCACUCUGCCGGCCAGCUGCUGAGGCUCUGUUGUGUAACUACAUGUUCCAAGAGUGCAACCCCGGAAUUGUACCUACUCCUACCCCUAUAUGCAGAGAGUACUGUGUGGCCGUGAAGGAGCUUUUCUGUGCAAGAGAAUGGCCGGCGAUGGAAGAAAAGACCCUCGGAGGACUCUUCAGAUUUGGGAUGCAGUUGCUCCUGGAGCCAGAUUGCAGCAAGCUUCCCAGCAUGCACUGGGACCCCAAGGCCUGCACCCGACUGCCAUAUUUAGAUUAUAAAAAAGAAAACCUAACAACAUUCCCAUCCAUGACAUCCUCAAAGCCAAGUGUGGACAUUCCAAAUCUGCCUUCUUCCUCCUCCUCUUCCUUCUCUGCCUCACCUACCUACUCCAUGACUGUGAUCAUCUCCAUCAUGUCCAGCUUUGCCAUAUUUGGGCUUCUCACCAUAAGCACUCUCUAUUGCUGCAGAAGAAGAAAAGAAUGGAAGAAUAAAAAGAGGGAAUCAGCAGCAGUAACCCUUACCACACUGCCUUCUGAGCUCUUGCUAGACAGACUUCAUCCCAACCCCAUGUAUCAGAGGAUGCCACUCCUGCUGAAUCCAAAAUUACUCAGCCUGGAAUAUCCGAGGAACAACAUUGAAUAUGUGAGAGACAUCGGAGAGGGGGCAUUUGGAAGGGUCUUUCAAGCAAGGGCCCCAGGCUUACUUCCCUAUGAGCCUUUCACCAUGGUAGCAGUAAAGAUGCUCAAAGAAGAAGCCUCAGCAGACAUGCAGGCCGACUUUCAGAGGGAGGCUGCCCUCAUGGCGGAAUUUGACAACCCUAACAUUGUAAAACUCUUAGGUGUGUGCGCUGUGGGGAAGCCUAUGUGCCUGCUCUUUGAAUACAUGGCCUAUGGUGACCUCAACGAGUUUCUGCGCAGCAUGUCGCCUCACACGGUGUGCAGCCUCAGCCACAGCGACCUGGCCUCGAGAGCUCAGGUCUCCAGCCCGGGACCACCACCCCUUUCAUGUGCUGAGCAGCUCUGUAUCGCUAGGCAGGUGGCAGCUGGCAUGGCUUACCUCUCAGAGCGCAAGUUUGUCCACCGGGACUUGGCCACCAGGAACUGCCUGGUGGGUGAGAACAUGGUGGUGAAAAUUGCAGACUUCGGCCUCUCCAGGAACAUCUACUCCGCAGACUACUACAAAGCAAAUGAAAAUGACGCAAUUCCUAUCCGUUGGAUGCCUCCAGAGUCCAUUUUCUACAACCGCUACACGACUGAGUCUGAUGUGUGGGCCUACGGUGUGGUUCUCUGGGAGAUUUUCUCCUAUGGCCUGCAACCCUACUAUGGGAUGGCCCAUGAGGAGGUCAUUUACUACGUGCGAGAUGGCAACAUCCUCUCCUGCCCAGAGAACUGCCCCCUGGAGCUGUACAACCUGAUGCGUCUGUGUUGGAGCAGGCUCCCAUCUGACAGACCCAGUUUUGCUAGCAUUCACAGAAUUCUGGAGCGUAUGUGUGAGAGGGCAGAGGGCGCUGUGAGGGUCUAAGACCGAAUUAGUUAAAAUAA